GACCCUGCAGCUCCGUGUCCCCCCCGCAGCGUGAGUGCAUCUCCAUCCACGUGGGCCAAGCGGGCGUGCAGAUCGGCAACGCCUGCUGGGAGCUCUACUGCCUGGAGCACGGCAUCCAGCCCGAUGGGCAGAUGCCCAGCGACAAGACCAUCGGCGGCGGCGACGACUCCUUCAACACCUUCUUCAGCGAGACGGGCGCUGGCAAGCACGUGCCCCGCGCCGUCUUCGUGGACCUGGAGCCCACGGUGAUCGAUGAAGUGCGCACAGGGACCUACCGGCAGCUCUUCCACCCCGAGCAGCUCAUCACGGGCAAGGAGGAUGCGGCCAACAACUACGCGCGGGGCCACUACACCAUCGGCAAGGAGAUCAUCGACCUGGUGCUCGACCGCAUCCGCAAGCUGGCUGACCAGUGCACAGGCCUGCAGGGCUUCCUGGUCUUCCACAGCUUUGGCGGUGGCACCGGCUCCGGUUUCACCUCCCUGCUCAUGGAGCGCCUCUCCGUUGACUAUGGCAAGAAGUCCAAGCUGGAGUUCUCCAUCUACCCGGCCCCACAAGUGUCCACGGCUGUGGUGGAGCCCUACAACUCCAUCCUCACCACCCACACCACCCUGGAGCACUCCGACUGUGCCUUCAUGGUGGACAACGAGGCCAUCUAUGACAUCUGCCGCAGGAACCUCGAUAUCGAGCGUCCCACCUACACCAACCUCAAUAGACUCAUCAGCCAGAUUGUGUCCUCCAUC
This is a messenger RNA of Tinamus guttatus (white-throated tinamou), 740 nucleotides long. Lineage: Eukaryota; Metazoa; Chordata; Aves; Tinamiformes; Tinamidae. The record is from RefSeq and is a predicted model, not a curated record.